Caenorhabditis remanei is the source of this 567-nucleotide messenger RNA. RefSeq lists its product as uncharacterized. The record is from RefSeq and is a predicted model, not a curated record. The transcript is spliced from 4 exons. The coding region runs from base 1 to 567 and encodes 188 amino acids. Lineage: Eukaryota; Metazoa; Nematoda; Chromadorea; Rhabditida; Rhabditidae.
AUGGACGAAUCAUCGAAUCAAAAUUGUGCCGAAUCGCUGGAAAACGCCUCGUUCCAGUCGUCUGACAGCUCCAAGAGCAAGAGACCCGCGGAACCUUCGCGACCCGCCGAUGAGAUAAAAAGAGGCUACGAUUCCCCAUCGAAUCGUCACAAGCCGCGGAUCAUAAUUGACUUGAUUCGCCUCCAUCACCGCUACAGAUGGACUCAUCAGAGCGAACCGCGGAAACCUCAUCCUCUCGAAGGAGGCUAUCCAGCAGUGAUCAACACGCAGCAAAGGAAAUAUGCUUCUGAAACAGAAGAAGUCAGACGGAAUCCGAUUCGAAAGGCUUUGAAGCCACAAAACGAGCCAGAGCCUUGCGAUCAGUCAACAAGUGGACAUCGUGAACUUAUGGACAAACUGAAGGCUCCAGAAGCCAAGAAUCAACUCAGUCCCAACACAAGUCACACACUAUCCGCGGUUGCACUGUCAUCGCCUCCAAUCAAAAGAUUCAAGCCGCAUCCAUCAACCGGUACAGCUCAAACACUACGUCGAGAACACUUCACCGGAAGUGACAUCGAAGUGAAAUGA